Molecule: messenger RNA, 1537 nt
Organism: Alosa alosa (allis shad)
Lineage: Eukaryota; Metazoa; Chordata; Actinopteri; Clupeiformes; Clupeidae
Gene: crym
Product: crystallin, mu
Exons: 8
Coding region: 91-1059 (322 amino acids)
Biological process (GO): thyroid hormone metabolic process
Cellular component (GO): cytoplasm
Molecular function (GO): thyroid hormone binding
Source: RefSeq, a predicted model, not a curated record
UACUAAAGUCCAAUAAAACUUUCUCAAUCGCCACGCCUACUCGCUUCGGACUCGAGUUCAGUCAGCUAACGAAAAGACGGACAUACACUCAUGAACAUGGCUGGUCUGCCUGUGUUGAUCGGUAAAGAAGAUGUUGCACGACUCCUCCGUUAUAAAGACUUGCUUCCAAAACUGGAGGUUGCUCUUGGACAGUUUUCCAAACAUGACAUCUCUGAGGUGAUCCAACCAGUCCGGACUGUGGUCCCUUUAACAAAACACAACGGAUUCCUAGGAUUAAUGCCGGCAUAUAUGGUUCACGAAGAUAUUUUAUGCACAAAAAUGGUGGCGUUCUAUAACCGAGAACAGGGCUCAACUUUACCCUCUACCCAGGCCACGGUGUUGUUGUUUGAUCCCGAAAGUGGUUGUGUUUUAGCGGUAAUGGAUGGGGAGGUAAUAACUGCUAUGAGGACAGCUGCAGCAUCAGCCAUUUCUGCUAAAUUUUCCAUGCCAGUCCAAUCAGAGGUGCUGUGUAUCCUGGGCUCAGGCCACCAAGCUGUCAGCCACUAUGACGUCUUCACAGAAGCAUUUGCUUUUAAACAGGUGCGUGUGUGGAGCCAGAGGAAGGAGAGUGCAGAGAGCUUUGCUAGUGCAGUCCAGGGUGCUGUGACAGUCUGCUCCUCUGCAAAAGAGGCGGUGGAGGGGGCCGAUGUCAUAAUCACAGUCACUGGUGCCAGCCAGCCUGUCUUGUUCGGGGAGUGGGUCAAGCCUGGUGCCCAUGUCGCUGCGGUGGGUGCCUGCAGCCCUGGUUGGAGGGAGCUGGACGACGUGUUGAUGAAGAAGGCCGUGGUGUAUGCAGACAGCCGAGAGGGAGCGAUGAAGGAAUCCGGAGACAUCAUCCUCUCUGGGGCCCAAGUAUUUGCUGAGAUUGGGGAGGUCAUCAACGGAACAGCACCAGGCCACCGUGAGAAGACCACAGUGUACAAGUCUCUGGGGAUGGGGAUUCAGGACGCGGUGUCUGCCAAGCUGGUGUAUGACCAAUGGAAGAGUCAGGGGGGGGACCCUGGCGUCACUCAUCAGUGAAAAAAUCACCACUAUAGGUGUUUUUUUGGAGUCCAUUCCUUUCAGUAAUUUUGCCAUAGAUCUCUGAAGUUCGCCAAAAAAAAGCUACAAUCUUUGCCCGUAUCUAGACACUUUUGCCCUCUGCCUUCUAGUGGACACUGUGACCUUCGGUACGUCAAGAUGGCAAACUUUGAUUUUUUUGCUACCUACCCUAGAACUGACUUGCAAUACAAGAUAGGUAGUUAGCUUCAAUUCUUAUAUGGUCAAAGAUGGCAGCUUAGGUUCCUUUUUGUAGGUGAACUUCAGAGGUCUAUGGGACAUCCAUCAGAAAGCACUGCUUUUCUAUUGGCGUUUUGGAAUGUGUGGGUCUGUGCAUCGCCUUACUAUGGUCACCCGACCAAGACACACAUACAGCCCAGACAGGUAAACUGCACUGUUGGUAGCCAUCUCUGUUUGUACUUGCUCUCAGCAAUCCAAUUAAAACGGUUAAUGCCUGUGA